CGCGGCUAGUUUGAAACAAUACAAGUUUGUGGGAGUAAAAGCAUCAGGAAACUAGCAUUCUGAGAGGAAAUGGGACAGUUGAAGCACUGUGUUGAAGCCAAGAAGAGGCAACUUCCUAACCUAGAAGCUCAAAAUUCACUAAAGCAAGAGAUUGAACAUCUUCAAGAACUAUUGUGGGACCAAUUUACGGAACGGUGUGCUCUGGAAAAGGCAUUAAGUCAUAAGCCUUUUUCCUAUGAAACUAUGUCUGAUACAUCAAUCCCCAAGCCUGCCAAGGAUCUGAUGAAAGAAGUGGCACUACUUGAGCUUGAAAUCGUGUAUUUGGAAAGAUAUCUUCUCUCUAUGUAUAGGAAAAAAAUUUAUCAAGAAGUAUCUCCUAUGUCAACUAUGGAUGAGACGUUGAAAUCCAAUUCAAGCAUGCACAAAGGAAAAUUUCCAGAAGUUCCUGGACCCAACAUCACAUCAACGAAAGACAAUACAGUUCUUCAUUCGAGUCAUCUUAUCUCACCUCGAAAAUCUGUUGAAAAUCGAUCUGAGGACCUUAGUGACAAGUGGGUAAAUCAUGGACUGAUAGAUUCUAUUGUUCACCGCAGCCACUCCUCACUGUCUCACCGUUCAACUAGAAUUUCUCCUCCAAUGAAAUCUCUAGUUAAUGCUGUAGAUUCAUACCAUUCUCUACCUCUGUCAAUGCUGGAGAAAGCUCAGAGCAGUAAUCCUGAUCAUAUUGGGACCUGUACAUGCAAUCAUGGUCUAGAAACUCCGAAUGAUCUUUCGAAGGAGAUAAUCAAGUGCAUCUCUUCUAUAUACUGUGAACUUACGGACCCGCCUUUGAUCAAUCUCGAUUAUUCCUCCUCUCCUAUUUCAUACUCAUCUUCAGUGAAUGGAUCUCCAGCACAAGGCCAGGGUAACACGCGGAGUCCACAAUCCAGGAAGUUUUCAUCCUUCAAUUCAAAAUUUGAUAACCCUUUCCACAUUAGAGAGUCCAAUGAGUUCAAUGGACCUUAUUGCAUGAUGGCAAAGGUAGAACAGAUUUGUAGAGACAGUCAGAAGUUGAGAGAUAUUGAACAUAAGCUGCAAAAGUUUAGGUCGCUCGUUUAUCAGUUGGAACAAGUUGAUCCUAGAAAGUUGAAGCAUGAGGAGAAGCUAGCCUUUUGGAUUAAUGUGCACAAUGCACUAGUGAUGCAUGCAUUUUUAGUUUAUGGAAUUCCCCAAAGUAGUACAAAAAGAAUGUCGAUCCUACUCAAGGCUGCAUACAAUGUAGGAGGUCAUGACAUUAGCGUAGACAUGAUACAGACUUCUAUUCUCGGGUGCCGAUUGCCUCGUCCAGGACAAUGGCUGAGAGUUCUAUUUUCUUCAAAAAUGAAAUUCAAGAUUGAAGAUGGCAAGAGGGCCUAUGCACUUGACCAUCCUGAACCGCGCUUGUGUUUCGCUCUUUGCUCAGGAAGCUACUCUGAUCCUGCGGUUCGUGUAUACACGUCGAAGAGGGUUUUUGAGGAGCUGGAAACUGCAAAAGAAGAGUACAUUCAAUCAAGUUUCAAUCUACACAAGGAAAAGAAAAUUCUUUUACCGAAGAUUGUUGAGGCUUUUGCAAAGGAUUCAGACCUGUGCCUAGCUGGUUUGGUGGAGAUGGUUGAGCAUUUUAUGCCUGAUUUUUGGAGGAAGAACAUUAGGCAGUGUCAGCAUAAGAAGCUGAUGAAGAACAUUGAAUGGAUCCCUCACAACUUCGCGUUCCGUUACUUACUCUCAAAGGAACUACUCCGAUGAUUCCCCUCCUUCUCAAAUGCGAAAAGAGUCUCCACGCUUGGAGUAGAAAAUAAAUGAUCUUGUUGCAGGAAUUAGUAGUUGGAUUUGCAGACAUUCUCAUAUAGUUUCUGGCGCGUGCCGGCAUGACAGCUUAGAAUGACAGAUGAAUCACAACUGAUGGUGAUGCUGAUAUUGAGAUAUCAACUCAAGCAUUAACAAGUCUGAUUUGUUGUCAUUCUUUACUAUCAUGUGAACCUUAUUCUAGUAUAAGAGAGAAGCAUGUGUAAGCUAGCUUGAUAGAAAUGUUAUUUCUGCUUUUAAUGUGGAAAACUUUGCAAUGCAAAGUCUCUGUUAGUUUUUUACUUUGGAACCUUUGGCCUGAUACAAUUAUACAAAGAACAAAAAUUGUUGCAGAUUAACAAAGAUUUCCAAGCAUUAGAUACUUUGACCUUAUACAUAAACCACUCAUAGUUGGUCAAACUUCAAAGAAACACAAUAAAAUGGGUCCGUUUGAUAGUGGAUUGGUACCUGC
Tripterygium wilfordii is the source of this 2275-nucleotide messenger RNA. RefSeq lists its product as uncharacterized. The transcript is spliced from 10 exons. The coding region runs from base 70 to 1764 and encodes 564 amino acids. The record is from RefSeq and is a predicted model, not a curated record. Lineage: Eukaryota; Viridiplantae; Streptophyta; Magnoliopsida; Celastrales; Celastraceae.